AUUCAAUACAAUUUGUUAACCACAAACUGAAACGCUCGUACACGCCACGGCGGCUCGCGCCCACGCGUCUCACUCGUCCCCACGCGUCUUCCCCAUAAUUAACCCCUCUCCGUGCUUUCUCCGAAGAACCCUUCUCAAAUUCUCCACUAUAAAUAUCAAGAAACAUCUCCACCCAUCUCUACUCUCAAUCAAUCACAAAUCCUUUUAAUCCGUUACAGAUAAUUCGAAAUCGAAAAGGAAAAAGAAAAUCAAAAUCAUGGUGCGUUGCAGUAACAAUCUAGUCGGGCUCCUGAACAUCAUCACGCUUCUCCUCUCGAUCCCGAUCAUCGGCGGCGGGAUAUGGCUUUCCAGGCAGGCCAACACCGAGUGCGAGCGGUUCCUCGACCGGCCGGUCAUUGCACUCGGAGUCUUCGUCCUCCUCGUGUCCAUAGCCGGGCUCAUCGGCUCCUGCUGCAGGGUUUCGUGGCUCCUGUGGGUUUACCUGCUGGUGAUGUUUCUGUUGAUUGUCCUCCUCUUCUGCUUCACGAUCUUCGCCUUCGUGGUGACCAACAGGGGCGCCGGCGAGGUGCUCUCCGGCAGGGGGUACAGGGAGUACAGGCUCGGGGACUACUCGAAUUGGCUGCAGAACAGGGUCAACGACCACUGGGGCCGGGUUAGGAGCUGUUUGGUUGACAGCAACAUUUGCCAGAGGCUGCUUCAGGCUGGUUCGACCCCGGUGGACGAUUUUUACCGAGAGCAUCUAUCUGCGCUUCAGUCUGGAUGCUGUAAGCCCUCGAACGACUGCAACUUCACGUACGUGAGCCCAACAAACUGGACAAGGCCACAAACUCCAGCAUCUACCAACCCAGACUGUACUCGGUGGAGCAAUGAGCCGAGAGAGCUCUGCUAUGGCUGCGACUCAUGCAAGGCUGGCCUUCUCGAUAACAUCAAGACUGACUGGAAGAGAGUUGCCGUUAUAAACAUCGUUUUCCUUGUCUUCUUAAUCAUUGUUUACUCGGUUGGCUGCUGUGCGUUUAGGAACAACCGGGAGGACAACAAUGCCUGGAAGCGUUAUCCUUGAAGAUUCGGGCCUCGGGCCUUGGAUGGUGGAUGAGGGCUUU
Molecule: messenger RNA, 1100 nt
Organism: Striga asiatica
Lineage: Eukaryota; Viridiplantae; Streptophyta; Magnoliopsida; Lamiales; Orobanchaceae
Source: the annotation of a GenBank genome assembly